AGCCAAUUAGCGAACGACCAGUAGGGGUUGGAGAACCUUGGAACUUGCCGGCUAGCCGGGCUGCCGGGAAUUUGGCGGCUUCACCACUGUAAUACGAGCGGGUCUACCCCCUAAUAGCUGUCGGGGCAUCCUGGUCCUCGCCAAGAACUCUUCACAUUUCCUGACAUUCACAUUUGUUAUCCUGUACAGCCCGCGUUUCACUAAUGCGAUUUGCACGGCUCGUUGUCAGAUCCAAUCCGGCCUCUAUUUCUAUCCACGGCAUUUCUUACUGGCUACGUAUGGUAUAUUGGUAAUGUAUCUCUAUUAUCCCUAUCACCUGACGGGGCGAGGGAUAUCUACUAUCUCUCCAUGUUUGUUGAAAAUGUGGAAUGGCAAGCUCGACAACAACCCUACAACGCCAUGAUAGCUAUCUUCCGACGCAAAACACGAGUCGCCGCCGCACUUUUUCUAGUACUCGUCAUAUAUCUCCUAGUCGGACUUAUCCCCGAACGUCGCGAUACCCUCUUCGGCUUUACCUAUGUUAGGUCGAGCUAUGACUGGUCCAAGCAAUCCUUGAAGUACCCCAUAUCGAAGUAUACGCCUCUACCAACUGGUAGACCUCUCCCGCUACCUAAAGUACAAUAUGCAUUUACUACCGACACGAGUCCUGAGGGUGUUGCGAGGGAGGAGGUGCUGGCGAGUCGGCGCGCCGAGGUGAAGAGUGCGUUCGUGAAGAGUUGGACUAGUUAUAAGAAUGUCGGGUUUGGUUACGACGAACUUAUGCCAGUAUCGGGUAAAGGAAGAGAUGCACCUGGAUUUGGCGGAUGGGGGGCUACGCUUGUCGAUUCCCUCUCGACACUUUGGAUUAUGGGCCUCAAGGACGAUUUUUAUGAGGCAGCAGCAGCGGCAGUCACAAUUGAUUGGGCCGACACGAGAGAUACUUCCUGCAACUUUUUCGAAACUACUAUCCGGCAUCUGGGUGGACUAUUAGGUGCAUACGACCUGAGCUUAGAGACAGCACUGCUCGAGAAAGCUAUUGAGCUUGGAGACAUGCUCUUUAUGGCAUAUGACACGCCAAACCACAUGCCCCCAUUCUGGUUAGACUUUGAUGACGCUAAGCGCGGCAAUCAGGUCGCCGGAUAUCACGACCCUUCAGCCUCAGUCACUUCGUCAUCUCUAGAGUUUAGUCGGCUAGCUCAACUCACCGGAAAUAACAAGUACUACGAUGUCAUCAAUAGGGUGACAUUGGUGUUGGACGAAUGGCAGAAUAAAACAGCACUACCGGGCAUGUGGCCAACAUUCUUCGACUUUAAUCAGCUUCAGCUGGACAGUGACAGCAGCUUCACGUUGGGCGCACUGGCGGAUAGUCUUUAUGAAUACCUGCCCAAGACUUACGCUAUCUUAGGCGGCCUUGAACCAAUGUAUGAAAAGCUCUACCGAGGAUCCAUGGAUACAGUCAUCAAGAAUUUGUUGUUCCGACCAAAGACUCCAGAUCAGGAUGAUAUACUCUUCUCCGGAAACGUGUAUGUCUCGUCAGACACAGGGCCUCAUUUGACCGCAGAAGUGCAGCACCUCGGAUGCUUCGUUGGGGGAAUGUUUGGGCUGGGAGGCAAACUUUUCAACAUCCCGGAACAUCUCGAGAUCGGCGAGAAGAUCACACGUGGCUGCGUGUGGGCCUACGACGCAAUGCCUACAGGUAUCAUGCCCGAGAUCUCCAACCUAGAGAAAUGCGAUACAUUAGAUCCGUGCGAGUGGGACGAAGAUCAAUGGGAGAAUGAGGCCGAUAUGACACUGAAGAAAGGUUUCAAGAAUGCUCGAGAUCCGCGCUACCUUUUGCGGCCCGAGGCUGUCGAGAGCGUGUUCUUGAUGUACCGCAUGACUGGCAAUUCCGAGUACCAGGAGAUGGCGUGGAGAAUGUUUCAGGCUAUUCGAAAUGCGACUGAGACGGAUCUAGCGUUUUCAUCAAUUAAUUCCGUCAGAGACGUCAAUACUGUGAAGUCGGACUCUAUGGAGAGUUUCUGGCUGGCCGAGACGCUCAGAUACCUUUACCUGACAUUUUCCUCUCCUGAUCUUGUCAACUUGGACGAUUACGUCUUGAAUACUGAAGCCCACCCCCUCAAACGUCCAAAAUGAGCAAUAAGAGACUAGUUGUCACUAAAGUAGGCAGCAGUCAAACUACGCGGAGCAUUCAUGUAUGGUCAGGCAUACGGAGUGCUCUGGAUAUUUCCUAUCCGUGGAUUAAUUUUACGAGGCGGGGCUCGCCUCUCCCGCCAUCGUUACAAGCAGACUUCAAAGGAUGGUUUACCACAAUAUGGAGCUGUGAGGCCCGGUUGAGAGAGAUGAGGAAAGAUCGUCGAUCUAGAGUUGAGGCAUCUCGAUGGAAAAUAUGAUUAAUGACAAGAACCACCAUAUAUAGAGGGCGAUUGGGCGUAAUGGUAGUUAUAAUGAGGCUGUGAUAGAUCUAAUGGUAAUAAUAUAUCCAACGAGCUAUAAUGUUAUAC
Molecule: messenger RNA, 2480 nt
Organism: Annulohypoxylon truncatum
Lineage: Eukaryota; Fungi; Ascomycota; Sordariomycetes; Xylariales; Hypoxylaceae
Product: glycoside hydrolase family 47 protein
Exons: 2
Coding region: 349-2112 (587 amino acids)
Biological process (GO): N-glycan processing; carbohydrate metabolic process
Cellular component (GO): endoplasmic reticulum; Golgi membrane
Molecular function (GO): calcium ion binding; mannosyl-oligosaccharide 1,2-alpha-mannosidase activity
Source: RefSeq, a predicted model, not a curated record